This is a messenger RNA of Telopea speciosissima, 3213 nucleotides long. RefSeq lists its product as uncharacterized. Gene Ontology annotation, molecular function: nucleic acid binding; RNA-DNA hybrid ribonuclease activity. Bases 1 to 3213 code for a protein of 1070 amino acids. The record is from RefSeq and is a predicted model, not a curated record. NCBI's taxonomy places the organism in Eukaryota, Viridiplantae, Streptophyta, Magnoliopsida, Proteales, Proteaceae. The transcript has 8 exons.
AUGAAGAUAAUUGGUUGGAACUGUCAGGGGUUGGGGAGCCCCUCGACAGUUCGAGCUCUUUAUAACCUCCUCAAGACUAAUCAACCUGAAAUUGUUUUUAUCAUGGAAUCAAAAAGCAAAUUAGCUGCGGUAGAGAAAGUGAAGAGAAAAGAUGGUUUCCAGAAUUGUUGCACCGUAGAGCCAAAUGGAUCCUCUAGGGGUUUAGUGCUCUUUUGGAAAGAUAAUGUUACUAUUAAAGUCCUCUUUGCUGAUAAGAAUUAUUUUGAUGUUGAGGUGGGUGAUUCUCAGAAAUGUCAUCAUGAUGGGGAGGUCUUCAGGGAUUUUAUUCAGACGUGUGGUUUUAUGGACAUGGGUUAUAAUGGAGCAGCUUACACUUGGAAUAAUAGGAGGGGAGGUUCUUCAAACAUUAGAAUUCGUCUUGACCGGGUGCUUUGUAACUCUGCUUGGUUGCAAGAUUUUGAAAAUGCUUCUGUUUUUAUUAAGUCGACUAUCAGUUCUAAUCAUUGUCCUAUUCUUCUAGAUACAGAUGGUGGCAUUUGCAGAGGCAAAAGGCCCUUCAGGUUUGAGUCCAUGUGGACAUUGCAUGAAGACUUCAAGAAUGUGGAGGUCUUUGGUAAUAUUCAGGAAAAUAUUAAAGCCUUGAAAACCCAGUUGGAACACUUACAAAGCAUGCCGAGAUCAGCCUAUUCACAGUCCAAGGAAUCAGAAAUUCAAAGAUCCCUUGAUUUAGAGCUUCAAAAAGAAGAGGAACUGUGGCGUCAAAAGUCGAGGGUAGAUUGGCUAAAAGGAGGUGACAAGAAUACAGCUUUUUUCCAUGUGACAACUUUGAAGAGGAGACAUAGAAAUAAGAUCUUGAAGAUCAAGUCCUCUUCGGGGGAGUGGUCUUCUUCGGAGAGGGAGGUUUCUGAUAUUUUAUGUAAUCACUUUCAGUCUCUGUAUUCUUCUGAACCCUUGAAUAAUAUUGCUCUUAAUUUUGUCUUGGAUGCGGUGCAGCCGGUGGGGGCUCCGGAGAAUGCUGAUCAAUUUAGGCCUAUUAGCCUUUGCAAUAUUACUUUCAAGAUCAUCACCAAAGUCAUAGUUGAUCGUCUCAAAGGAGCUUUGGAUUCGAUUAUCUCCCCUAGCCAAUCGGCUUUUAUUCCUAAUAGGCUCAUAUCUGAUAAUGUCUUGGUGGCCCAUGAGCUAUUCCACUUUAUCAAGAAGAAGAAGAAGGGAAAGGAAAAUUUCUUGGCUUUAAAGUUGGAUAUGGGCAAAGCCUACGACAGGUUGGAGUGGAAAUUCAUUGAUGGUAUGCUUCGAAAACUAGGUUUCAGUAAUUAUUGGGUGGAUCUUGUUAUGACUUGUAUCACUAGUGUUUCAUACAAUCUGCUUAUAAAUGGUUGUGUGAAGGGUGCAGCUCUUACUGCUGUUAUCAACCAGGCUGAGGGUGCUGGUUUACUCAGGGGGGAGGUAAAUACUCUUAAGGAGUGUCUUGACUUCUACUGUGAAGCUACAGGCCAAACAAUAAAUUUCCAAAAAUCCAGUCUGACUUUCAACCCUAACACUCAUGACAGAAUCAAGAGGUGGUUUGCUAGAAAACUCAAGGUCAGACAGGGUGAUGGUCCUUCAAAGUACUUGGGUCUUCCUACUCAUUUCAGUGUUUCCAAGAAGGAUGUGUUCAAUGAGGUUAAAGAAAGGACUCUCAACAAAGUUCAGACCUGGACGGAAAAGUUGCUCUCUCAUGCUGGGAAGGAGCUAAACUGGGGAGUAUGCCUUCUUGGGGCUGGAGAAGUCUUAUUCCGUGAUGUGCUUCUUGAAGGUUUGGUUUGGAAAGUAGGAGAUGGCAAAAAAAUUACUAUUUGGAAUGACAAGUGGAUUCCAUUCCUUCCAAAUUUUAAGUUGAGUAUCUCAAAGCCCGAUGGAUGCUCUAUUGCUAUGGUGUCCGACCUUAUUGAUUCUUCUUCUAGAUGUUGGAAGAUGGGGCUGAUUAGAGACAUUUUCAACCCUUUUGAGGCUUCUGAGAUUUUAAAGAUCCCUCUUAGCUUGCUUCCCAGAGAAGAUAGAAGAGUUUGGGGUGCUACAGCAAAUGGGGUGUUCUCCGUUAAAUUAGCCUAUGGGCUGCUGGUCAGAAGAGAGGAGGAGAAUCACAAGGCUCUGGCUUCUUCUUCAAGAGUUAGGAGGUGGGAAUGUAUUCCAGAUUCAGUGUGGAAGAGAUUAUGGUCGAUUGAUACUCUUCCAAAAAUUAAGUCAUUUCUCUGGAGAUCUUGUAAUGAAGCCUUAGCCAUGGGAGAAAACUUAGUGUCUGGCAAAAUCCAUAUUGAUCCCUGCUGUUUGAGAUGCGGUUCUGCUGUGGAAUCUAUAGAUCAUCUGCUGUUUGAAUGUACUUUCGCUAGAAGCGUCUGGUUUGGUUCUCCUCUACAGUUCUCCCCUCCAACUGACGUUCCUUGUUUGGUGGAUUGGAUCCAAAGUUGGGACGUGUGGUUUCGUGAAGAUAAGCGGGUAGCCAAAAUUGCUCUCUCAAGGGCUUCCUUCUUAUGCUGGUAUCUUUGGAGAGCUCGCAACGAGCUAGUAUUCAGUGGUAAAGCUUGGUCCCCUGCUGACAUUAUUCAGCUGGCCGAAAAUGCUUUCAUAGAGUUCGCAGAUGCAAAUAAAAGUGUUGCGCCAAGCUCUCUCGGGGGAGCUUACAACAGUGUUUCUCUAAACCAGCUUUGGGAACUCCCUCCUGCUGGAUUUUUAAAGGUGAACUGUGAUGCUACUAGUUCAGCUUCAAAGAAUUUUGGUGGUUUGGGUGUGAUUCUGAGAAAUCACUGUGGUUCGGCUUUGCUGGCUCGCUCUAUUCCUACUCACUUUGGCUCCAUUAUCCAAGGGGAGAUUCUAGCCAUUCGAAAUGGAGUCUCAGCAGCUCUUGAGAUGGGAAUUGAGAAUGUCAUGGUUGAAUCAGAUAAUAAGGAAGCUAUCGAUUUCAUCAAAGGAACGAAAAUUCCUGCUGUCGAAGUGGAAGACUUAGUCAGGGACAUUCUUUGGUUAUCAGAGAAGUUCUCUUCUGUUUCUUUUUCCCAUAUUCCUAGGACUAUGAAUAGUGUGUCGGAUGCCCUAGCCAGGAAGGCCCUUUUGUAUCCUGUUGUGAAGUUUUCAGAAGAUAUUGUUUUUGGUGAUCCCUUAAAGCAUCCUCUCCCAGCAAUCAGAAACAAGCCUGCAUUUCCAGAGAACCGUUCUGAAGCACCCAAAAGAAAGUGA